AUGGCUUUGCUUGUCGAGAAAACUACAAGCGGUCGUGAGUACAAGGUCAAGGACAUGUCUCAGGCCGACUUCGGCCGUCUCGAAAUCGAACUGGCCGAAGUUGAAAUGCCUGGAUUGAUGUCCUGCCGUACUGAAUUCGGCCCCUCACAGCCAUUCAAGGGAGCCAGGAUCACUGGCUCUCUUCACAUGACCAUCCAAACUGCUGUUUUGAUUGAAACUUUAACUGCUUUAGGUGCUGAGGUUCGUUGGUGUUCUUGCAAUAUCUUCUCCACCCAAGAUCAUGCCGCUGCAGCUAUUGCCCGUGAUUCGGCUGCUGUGUUUGCCUGGAAAGGGGAGACCCUCCAGGAGUACUGGUGGUGCACUGAGAGAGCUCUUGACUGGGGCCCAGGUGGUGGUCCUGAUUUGAUUGUCGAUGAUGGUGGCGAUGCUACUCUCUUGAUUCACGAGGGUGUGAAGGCUGAGGAGGUGUAUGAGAAGACUGGUGUUUUGCCAGAUCCAGCUUCGACUGAUAAUGCAGAGUUUCAGAUUGUUUUGACAAUUAUUAGAGAUGGGUUGAAGACUGAUCCCAAGAGGUAUCGCAAAAUGAAGGAAAGACUGGUUGGUGUUUCGGAAGAAACUACAACGGGUGUUAAGAGAUUGUAUCAAAUGCAGGCUAAUGGGACUUUGCUCUUCCCUGCUAUUAAUGUCAAUGACUCUGUCACCAAGAGCAAGUUUGAUAACUUGUAUGGAUGUCGCCACUCUCUCCCUGAUGGUUUGAUGAGAGCAACUGAUGUCAUGAUUGCCGGCAAGGUUGCUGUCGUCUGUGGUUAUGGUGACGUCGGUAAGGGCUGUGCUGCUGCCAUGAAACAAGCUGGAGCUCGUGUGAUUGUCACUGAGAUCGAUCCCAUUUGCGCCCUUCAGGCUCUUAUGGAGGGUCUCCAGGUCUUGACCCUUGACGAUAUUGUGUCCGAGGGUGAUAUCUUUGUCACCACCACCGGUAACAAGGACAUCAUCAUGGUUGACCAAAUGAGGAAGAUGAAGAACAAUGCCAUUGUCUGCAACAUUGGUCACUUUGAUAAUGAAAUUGACAUGCUUGGACUUGAGACCUUCCCUGGUGUGAAGCGCAUCACCAUCAAGCCCCAAACUGAUAGGUGGGUCUUCCCCGAUACCAACUCAGGCAUCAUUGUCCUGGCUGAGGGGCGUCUCAUGAACUUGGGUUGUGCCACUGGUCACCCCAGCUUUGUGAUGUCCUGCUCAUUCACCAACCAGGUGAUUGCUCAGCUUGAGCUGUGGAACGAGAAGGCAUCUGGCAAGUACGAGAAGAAGGUCUAUGUCUUGCCCAAGCACCUUGAUGAGAAGGUUGCUGCCCUUCACCUUGGCAAGCUUGGAGCUAAGCUCACCAAGCUCUCCAAGGACCAGGCUGACUACAUCAGCGUGCCAAUCGAUGGUCCUUACAAGCCUGCUCACUACAGAAUUUGUGUUUUGGUGGGGGAAGAGUUGGGAAGAAAAGGAAGGAAUCGGUCUCGCUUGAAGACCACAUGGGAUGAUUUAAUAAGGACACCGAAAACAAAACAUGCUGUGGAAACUGGCAAAGGUUCGAGGAAAUUCUUUAAUCGUCUUUUAAUAAUGCCCAUAGCCUGUUCCUGCCAUGGGCACAGAAAUGAGAAAGUAAUGACGAAGCCUCCUCUUGAAGGUGGCCGUGAUCGAUCAUUGCAGCAAGGAUACAGAGUCACUACUCACAAACAAACACUCCAAGAGAAUAUUCAUGCCGGAAAAGCAUCAAAAGUUAUUGCCAAAGUUAAGUCAGAAACAGAUUAG
Messenger RNA from Dovyalis caffra, 1797 nucleotides. NCBI's taxonomy places the organism in Eukaryota, Viridiplantae, Streptophyta, Magnoliopsida, Malpighiales, Salicaceae. The record is from the annotation of a GenBank genome assembly.